GCUUACCAAACUUCCCACUUCCCCAUUUCGUUUCUGUUCUCAAAUUCUUCGAACCUUCUCAAAUAGGGGGCGAAGGGGUUUAAGGGGAGGAGAGGAAGGGGCUCUCGGCUCUCUCUUUUCCAUAUUUUUCCUCUGCCCAUAAUUUUUCUGAACAAGCGAAAGGAGGGAAAACUGUUGUUUCUUAUUCCUUUUCCAUUUUUGGGUAUGGUGGUUGAGACUAGAGUGUUGACAUGGAGGAGGGGGGUCAAGUCCCUUCAGGCUCUGGCAGCUCAUGGUUUUCUUUUGUUCUUCACGCUUUUGCUUGCUCUCAAGCUUGACCGUAUCGUUUCAUACUCUUGGUGGGUUGUCUUUUCACCUCUAUGGCUCUUUCAUCUAGUUGCAGCAAGAGGAAGAUUUUCUCUACCUGCUCCAUCAAUGCCUCAUGAUCGAUAUUGGGCACCGUGGCAUGCUGUCAUGGCAACACCAUUACUUGUUGCAUUUGAAGUACUUCUUUGUAUAUAUUUAGAAUGCAGUAAAGUUGUAAAUUUGAAGAUUGUCUUUGUUCCCCUCAUGAUAUUUGAGCUAGCAAUUUUGGUUGAUAAUAUCAGGAUGUGUAGAGCUUUACUGCCUGGAGAUGAAGACGACAAUGUAAGCGAUGAAGUUAUAUGGCAAACACUUCCUCACUUCUGGGUCUCAAUAUCCAUGGUUUUCUUCAUUGCUGCAACCCUAUUCACGCUUCUAAAGCUUUGUGGCAGUGUAGCCACUCUGGGCUGGUGGGAUUUAUUUAUAAAUUUCUGUAUAGCUGAGUGCUUUGGAUUUCUUGUUUCCACGAAGUGGUAUAAUCCUAUGAUUCAUAGGCACUCUCUCGUUACAGAAUCAAGUUCCUCUUCGCUGACUAUUAGAUACCUUGACUGGGAUAGAGGUGUGGUGGUUUCCUCUGAUGGGGUUCAACCUCAAGUCAGAGUUUGUAACCUGCAGGACAUCGGUGGACACAUCAUGAAGGUUCCUUUUAUCAUUUUCCAAAUCCUGCUUUUUAUGCACUUAGAGGGAACCCCAAGGAGUGCUUCAUAUAUUCCUUGUCUGGUUCUGUUCUCUCCUCUUUUCUUACUGCAAGGACUGGGUUUCGUGUUUGCGGCGUAUAGGUCAAUGGAAAAAAUUGUAAUAUUACUAGUUGGUGCUCCUACUUCUGUAAGAUAUCUUGACCUAAGGUCAAAGGCUCGUGAACUUUUAGGGUUCAUGCACCAUGGAUCGAGGUUGCUAGGUUGGUGGUCAAUCGAUGAAGGUAGUCAAGAGGAGCAAGCUAGACUUUAUUCAGCUGGGACUUCUGGGUAUGAUACUUUCACACCAGAGUCUGUAAAGAAAAUGACCAAAUCCAAUCUCGUUGAUGAGAUAUGGAGAUUACAAGCCGCAUUGAAUCAACAGACGGAAGUUACGAAAUUGAGCCGGCAGGAACAUGAAAAACUUCUAAAUGAAAAGAUUCUUUGUAGAGUGUGCUUUGAUGAACCCAUUGAUAUGGUUCUUCUUCCUUGUAGGCAUCACAUUCUCUGCAGCUCUUGUUGUGAGAAAUGUAAUCGCUGCCCCAUCUGUCGGGAAUCGAUAGAAGAAAGGCUGCCUGUUAAUGAUGUUUAGAACAGAACACAAGCCCUCAUAUUUGUCGGGCUUGCGAUAUUUUUAGAUGGGACAAGCAUCAACAGUGUCUGACAUGGUGUGUAAACAAUCUGAUUAGUUUGAAAGUCAUCGAGUGUGUUCAUUUUGAUAUGUAGAUGCUUUUGAUUGUAAUGGAGAGUCGAUCAUCUUUUCAACCCAUUGUGCCAUAGAAAGUUCACUCAAAUUUGUAAAUUUGUGAAACUCAUAUAAUAGUAUUUAUGCGAUGAUAUUGAUGAUUAACCAAGUCAACUAUGUAAUACCUUGACAUUUUGUGAAAAAUUACCAAUAGUGAUAAUACUUUAACUAUC
This is a messenger RNA of Benincasa hispida (wax gourd), 1934 nucleotides long. RefSeq lists its product as uncharacterized. Lineage: Eukaryota; Viridiplantae; Streptophyta; Magnoliopsida; Cucurbitales; Cucurbitaceae. The record is from RefSeq and is a predicted model, not a curated record.